This is a messenger RNA of Nicotiana tabacum (common tobacco), 3570 nucleotides long. NCBI's taxonomy places the organism in Eukaryota, Viridiplantae, Streptophyta, Magnoliopsida, Solanales, Solanaceae. The record is from RefSeq and is a predicted model, not a curated record.
UUUUUGCUGAAAAAAAUGUUAUUGGACCAGUGAAAGGUUCCUAAUAAUGCCAGAGUGCCCAAAGUUAGAGCAAUUCUGAGUUAGCAGUUAUCACACUGUCCAAUAUGCCUCUCUCUGAGUUUUUGAAAAUGGCUAGAGGGAUCUGGCCAGCAGAAAAUCUCAUCUCUCUUCUUUAUGAGUUACUGUUUCCAUUUUUGCAUUUUUGUUUAUGUCCUUUUGUGAUUGGAACCAGUUGAAUAAUAUUUAGCUAGUUGGUUGUUUGCUUAUUUUGAGAUUCUUUCUUGGUAUUUAUGCAGUCCUGAGAAUGACUUGGUUGAGCUUGUGUGGGAAAAUGGUCAGAUUAUGUUGCAAGGUCAGAAGGGCGAGUCUUGGAGCAACGGUAAAGUUGUCUCCGUGUGGACUAUAGGUCACGGGUUCGAACCGUGGAGUUGAUGCUUGCAUCAAGAUAGGCUGCCUAUAUCACAUCCCCUUGGGAGGUGCGGCCCUUCCCCGGACCCUGCAUGAGCACGAGAUACUUCGUGCACCACGCUGCUCUUUAUGAUGCAGGCUAGCCAAGUAAUGCUAAGAAAUACCCUAUUCAAAGAUUGGGAAGUUUGGUGUGAUGGACUCUAUGUUGAAUGAUAUGCCAUUAUACUGGUGAAUUGGAUUUGAUUCAAGAGGAUGAAGGGUUGAAGACUAUUUAAGUUCCAACAAGGAAAAUGACCUCCAUUAUCCAACUAAUGUGGUACCUUCCCAACUCGAGUCAAGAGCAUCUGGGGCUAGCUUUCACGAUAGAUCAUGUCGUGUUGAAGAGUCUGAUAAUAUAUUCAGAGAUUGUUCGAGUAAUAGUGACAACACCCCUGGUCAGUUUACAGGUGCAAGGGCAGCAACAGAUACAGCUGAUAGUGAGAGAAACGCUGAACAUGGGGUUGUUUGCUCAUCUAUAUGCUCUGGUAGCAGUGCAGAGAGAGGAUCAAGUGAUCAGCCUAAUCUAAAGAGCAAAAUCCGAGAUACUGAGGAUUCGGAGUGUCCAAGUGAAGAUGCUGAAAGAAUCUGUUGGUAUCAAAAAACCUUGCCCUACUCGAGGAGGUACAGGUUCAAAGAGAAGCCGAGCUGCAGGAUGCAUAAUUUGUCUGAGCGGAGCCGAAGGAAUAGGAUUAACGAAAAGAUGUGCGCAUUACAGGAACUAAUACCCAACUGCAACAGGCGGAUAAAGCUUUAAUGCUUGAUGAAGCUAUUGAAUAUUUGAAGACACUUCAACUGCAAGUACAGAUACUAUCUAUGGAAGCAGGGUUUGUGUCCCGCCAAUGAUGUUUCAGUCACCUCCAAUUCCUGUCUCCACUGCUUAUCCAGGAAUAGCUGUAUCUAAUCGCCAUGCCUUUGUACAUCCUGGUCGAGGACGACCGUCAUUUGCUCCUUUGAUAGGGUAAUCAUCAACUGGUGCAAGGACAGGAGUUCCAGUGGACAGACCGAGUGCACCACCAAUUUUGGAUUCCAAAAAUCCACUACACAAGAAGAACUCACAGAUAUGCUGAAUCUAGCCUCCCAAAAAAUCAGACAUGCAGUCAGGUGAACCCACCCGUCUAUGGGGACACUCAUACACGACUCACAUAUUUUAAGGCUGGAAAAAUAGCUUGUUAUAAUACUCAAUGUCCAGGUUUGAUACCUAUAAACACUGCAAUACCUUUAGAUGGGGAACUUCCAGGUUCUUCCUAUGGUGACCUGUUUAUAAUGUACCAAUGUAUAUUGCUCGGAUAAGCUGGCCCUGAUGUAUAAAUGGAUGUAAACCUCAUGUCGAGGAAACACGUGUUCAAAUCCCUUAUUUUCACGAUAUGAGUGGUUUAUAUUGAGUAUUGACAUUGAAAAGACCACUUGAGAUGAUGGAUUUACUCAAUCCGUAUAACAUGUUGUAAUCUUCUAAAUUAGGUACUAAAUUCAUUUACAUAAGGGAAAUAUGUGCAGAAAAUUUUCGUUUGAAUUUGAUUCAAGCAGAAUUAGAAUAAUCAUUAGAGAGUUUCCCUUUAUGAUGAAAACUAGAGAUCUGCAAUUUAAACCUUUUUCCUUUUUAGAUGUAAUCCAAUCACUUAUACGUCAAACCUCUCUUAUGCAUUAAGUCAAACUACACAUUUGAUCCAGCCUAUCCCUUUUUUAUUAGUAUAAAUAAAUGCCUUUAGUUUGAUGUUUUUACUUCAAAGUUCAAUCUGUAUUUUGUGUUCAGAGUUGCAACAAAUCAGGCAAUUCUUGUGUCACAACUCUCUUAUAUUUUGUAGUAACUUGCUGAUAACUGAUGAUUGCUUUGAGCCGAGGGUGUAUCGAAAACAGCCUCUCUACUGCACAAGAAAAUGUCACUGCAUCAGAGAGCCAUCGUACAGAUUUUGCUUGCGAUUUCUCUCCUUUUGAACCAUUAUGAAGUUGAAGCAGAACAGAGGUUGUCUAAAGCAAAGGACUUAGAGUUAGAGAAGCAACUAAAGCUUCUUAAUAAGCCGGCAAUCAAGACUAUUAAGGGCAAAUAUGGAGAACUAUAUGAUUGUGUAGACUUUUACAAACAACCUGCAUUCGACCAUCCUCUGUUGAAGAAUCAUAAUUUUCAUCCCCAGAUGAAACCUAUGUUAUCUAUGUUGCAAGGAGAUGACAUUUCUUCAAACAAUAAUAGACCUUUUAACAUAGAGUUAGAAGGCGGAGGUUGUCCUGUUGGAACAGUUCCUAUUAGAAGAAUUACAAAGGACGACCUAAUAAGGCAGAGACUUACAAAGCAAAUGAGAGGGGGAGAUGAUUCUCCUGAUGGUAACGGUAUUGUUUCAGACGGAACCAAACCUUUGGGAGGAGGCUACAAGUUUGCAUCUGUACAAAUCCCAUACAGUCCAAGAAACAAAAUAGCAGGAGCAGGAGCAAUUAUUAGUUUGCAUAAUCCUCAAAAUCUUAGCGGGCAUCAACAUAGCGGAGGUCGUAUAAAAGUUCAGAAUGGGAUUGACAGCAUACAAGUUGGGUGGACUGUUAAUCCACCCGUCUAUGGGGACACUCAUACACGACUAUACACAUAUUUUACGGCUGGAAAAUUAGCUUGUUAUAAUACUCGAUGUCCAGGUUUUAUACAAAUAAACACUGCAAUACCUUUAGAUGGGCAACUUCCAGGUUCUUCCUAUGGUGGACCUGUUUUUGAUGUACCGAUGUAUGUUGCUUGGGACAUGUCAAAUGGAAAUUGGUGGUUUUAUUUUGGAAUAACAGCAGUUGGAUUUUGGCCUGCAAAAAUAUUUACUAACUUAAAAGGAUUUGCAACAAGUGCUGAACAUGGAGGAGUUGUGUAUAGUCCUCCAGGAAUUCCAGAACCUCCAAUGGGCAGUGGCUAUUUUCCUGUUGGAGACCUUAAAAAAGAUGCAUAUUGUAAGAAAUGUACUUUCUUAACAGAUAAAAAUAAAACUAAGUCUUUAGAUAAUAUUUUAGUGAAAUUAUAUGCAAAUAGUCCAAAUUUAUAUAGGGUUACUGAUUAUCCAAACUCUGGGGUUGUAACUGGGAAUUUAGUGUCAUAUGGAGGACCAUGUGAACAUUAAUAGCUUAUGUUUUAAUUUUUAAGUACUUGAUAUUGUUUAAACU